AUGGAAGAGUUCUUUGCACAGGCAGGCGGCUUGCUGGAGCAGGCAGAAACCUUACAGUACACAGAGGAAGACGCAGAACGGAUUAGGUGGGAUGAACUGACCACAGAUCUCCCCCAAACUACUACCCUCAAAGAAAUCUACCUGGAACUGAUACGGCUAAAAAAGAAAGAGACUGACUUGGAUUUGCAUGGAUUGUUCCUAUCGGAUUACCAUAGGAGAUUACAAAUACCAAGGGGGAUUAAGAACAUCCCUACAAUAGGGCGAGCAAAACCAAAAGUCUGCAAGAAAUGGAUUGCAGUACUAAAUAAAUGCUCCCUAGACCUGAUCCUUAUCAUCAUAGAAGACGUAAAGGAAGAUCUCAUCAAGAUUAGACAGCGCAUUACACUACUUGAAGCAAAGGAGGCCUUACUAUUAACCUCAGAAGAAACAGCCCCUACCCUGUUGAAACUUGAACAAAACGUUAAAGAGUACAAGACCGACCUGAUUAGAUUCAAGCGUGAAAAACAAGAAAAGGUCAAGAGCGACUACACGGAACACAGGGUAUAUAGGUGGUUGAGCGGCCAGAACGAGGCCCCACGCUUCACAAGGAACAGAAGACCCAUUAGGAGACCAAGGCAAUAUACAAUUGAUAAAACCUCAGCUGACUCUACCUCAGACUCAGAUUCCCAACCAAGAACCCAGAACGCACAACAAACGAACCUUUUUUUAGAGAAGGGCAACACAGCAACAGGCACCACUACGAGACAACGGGCCAGACAAGAUAUCGAAGAAAACAACAUAUCACAAGAAGAGGACAGAAGGGCAGGAUUUACUGGGCAAAGAGGCAGACCACCACGCCAGAGAUAG
Pelobates cultripes (western spadefoot toad) is the source of this 846-nucleotide messenger RNA. The record is from the annotation of a GenBank genome assembly. NCBI's taxonomy places the organism in Eukaryota, Metazoa, Chordata, Amphibia, Anura, Pelobatidae.